CCAAAGGCGACUCCCCGGGCAACAGAAGAAGACGCUCGUCGAGCGGGCAUUCCAACGGGCUACUCAUACAAGAACUGGGAUCCGACCGAAGAGCCUAUCACGUUGCUGGGCUCCGUUUUUGACGCCAACUCGCUCGGCAAGUGGAUCUACGACUGGACUGUCUUCCACCACGGCCCCAGCACGUUGCUGGGUAGCGUUUUCGACGCGUACAGUAUACUGCUUAGUUCUAUGCAUGGGGGCCUCCGCAGCAUGGCCAAUCCUCUUGCGUCCCCACAGACACCAAAUCACUCCCGCGACCUCAAGCGGCACUAUGAAAUAUACGGCACUUUAGCAAACACACCGGUUGCAGCAUUCCCAGACACCGGAUCAGGGCGCAACGUAAUGUCUCUUGCCUUUGCUGAUGAGAAUAAGCUAAGGAUCGACUACUCAACCCAAUUCGAUUUCCUGCUACCUUCAGGCAGAAUUACUCGCUCUGUAGGAUCCGUGAAAGUGCCAUGGAAAUUUGCCGGCGAGUCUUCACCCUUCGACGUGGUUUUCUCGGUGCUCCCAAAAUGCACUCAUCCAGUAAUUCUCGGCAAAGACUUUUUGAAGCUCACUAAAACACUGACGAGGUUUACUCACCGCAUCACAUCAAAGCUUCGGGCAUUUGCUGCUCCAAAGAGUGUACACUUGUUGGGGCCACAGAACGAACGAGUGCUAGGCAUUCUCGAUGGACGACCAGUUACUGCGGUGCCUGAUACCGGAUCUGAUGUCAUGCUCAUGUCGCGAGCUUAUGCAGAACGGUACAACCUUAUCAUCUUCGAAGAUCAGAGUCUUCGAUCUGAACUUGAAUUUGCGGAUGGUUCUCGUGCGUUUACCAGCGGAAUGGUCACGGAUCUGGAGUGGACUUUCGCAAACUCUGAUACAGCUUUUCGUUGCGAUUUCCAUGUCCUGGACGACCUCGUGGUGGAUGUAGUAUUGAGCAACGACUUUUUGUUUGAUACAGAAGCGUUCUCAUUGUAUGCGCCAUGCUUCUAUGAAGAAGGGGCCUCUAUCCCGGACCUCAGCUAUGAGCUGAGCUUGGUGAAGCAGAUAAGCUGGUUCGGAAACAGCUUUCGGAGGUUGUUAAAAAAGACCACCGCGACAGAGUCUGAACCGUAUAAUGACCAGCCAUCUGAGCUUCGGAAGGAGCUCCAACGCAGAGACGACGCAGAAGAGGCUAUUGCGUCUUUGCCACAAAGUGAGCAGCUUGCCGCUCAGCUCAUGGAAAAGCGCCGUAGAGAUACAUGGCAAAGGUCUCGACAACCACCUGGGCGCAUUCGUGUCGUCGGCAACUCCGUUCCUAGUACUCCGCCGUGAGAAGCCCAUCCCAGUCAUUGUGGGGGCUUUCCAGUUUCGGUGAUCUUGCGUGAAAGGUUGCAUUUUGUCUCGAUUUGUAGCCAGACUUUUGUCUCGCUUUGUAGCCAGCCUUUUGUCUCGUUUUGUAGCCAGUCUUUUGUCUCGUUUUGUAGCCAGACUUUUGUCUCGUUUUGCAGCCAGACUUUUGUCUCGUUUUGUAGCCAGGCUUUAUUAGUAGUGUAUCCGACACGAAGCGUGUUUGCCCUCAUAGAUUAACAAAGGAAUAUACCGCAAUGUUUACAUCCC
This is a messenger RNA of Mytilinidion resinicola, 1623 nucleotides long. RefSeq lists its product as uncharacterized. The transcript is spliced from 2 exons. The record is from RefSeq and is a predicted model, not a curated record. Bases 229 to 1338 code for a protein of 369 amino acids. Lineage: Eukaryota; Fungi; Ascomycota; Dothideomycetes; Mytilinidiales; Mytilinidiaceae.